UUAAUUUGAAAAGUUGAAAUAUAUUCCCUCCCCUCCAGUGUUGCUUUUAUUUUGAAGAGUCAAACCGGAAGCCGCGUGUCUUACGCCGUCUGCCUGCUUUGCUCCGACUGCAAAGGACACAAUGCACGUUUCCUGCGCGGAGCCGCCGGCGGCGUGUCGGAGCUGACAGCAGAUGCUGGAGCCUCGCUGCGUCCCAGAUGCGGAGCCCCGGAUCCUGAGCGGACCAUGGGGCCGAAACAGCCGCCGCCCCCGCCUCCGCCGCCGCCGCCGCUGCUGCUGCUGCCGCUGAUCGGACUGCUGUGGUGCCGCUGCGCCCCGCUCUGUGCAGAGUGUUGGUGUGUUGCAGCGGCCUGCACGGAGCAGGUGGAGGUCCACACGGAGCGGAGGGGGGUCCUCUACAGCCCGGCCUGGCCCUUGAACUACCCGCCUGGCCUCAACUGCAGCUGGCACAUCCAGGGGAGUCCGGGGGAAGUGAUCACCAUCAGCUUCCGUAACUUUGACCUCAUGGAGUCGGGAGGAUGCUCGGCGGACUGGCUGCUGAUGACGCCCACGCGCAGCGGCGAGUCCAGGCUCUGCGGCUCCGUGCUGCCCCCUCCUUUUAUUUCCACCAGAGGGCGCGUUUGGCUCUACUUCCACUCUGGAAGCAACAGCGCGGGCCAGGCGCAGGGCUUCCGGCUCUCUUACAUCAGAGGUCACCUCGGUCAGAGCAGCUGCCAGUCAGACGAGUUCCUGUGCGGGAACGGGAAGUGUCUUCCUCGCUCCUGGAAGUGCAACGCCCAGGACGAAUGCGGCGACGCGACAGAUGAACACGGCUGCUUCCCGCCUCCCACCGAGCCCCUCCCCAGCCUCUGCCCCCCGGGCUCCCUGCCGUGCACCGAGGCCCAGACCACCCGCUGCCUGCCCGCGGCGCUCCGCUGCAACGGGGACCGAGACUGCCGCGACGGGAGCGACGAGCUGCGCUGUCCGGACACCGCCUGCGGCAAGCGGCUGGGGAACUUCUAUGGCUCCUUUGCCUCGCCGGACUUCUUCCACGCCGACCGGAGCUCCGUGACCGAGCUGAGGUGCUCCUGGCUGCUGGACACCCAGGACCCCAAGCCCAUCAUGCUGCAGCUGGACCUGCAGCUGGGGCCCGGGGACUCCCUCCACGUUUACGACGGCCUGCUGCAGCGGGCGGAGCAUCUCUUGCAGGUGCUGUCGCAUCACAACAACCAGAGGCCGGCGCUGCUGGAGUCCAGCCGGGGCCAGAUGAGUGUCCUGUACAUGGCGCAGCCUCACAGCCCGGGGCGAGGCUUUAACGCCACCUACCAGGUCAAAGGUUACUGUUUUCCCGGAGAGCACCCGUGCGGCAGCGAGCAGGGCUGCUACUCCGAGCACCAGCGCUGCGACGGCUACUGGCACUGCCCGUCGGGCCGCGACGAGGAGGCCUGCGCCGCGUGCCCGGACGGGGAGUUCCCGUGCGAGGGAGGCGGAGGCGCGUGCUACGCGGCGUCCGAGCGCUGCAACAACCAGAAGAGGUGUCCGGACGGCUCGGACGAGAAGAACUGCUUCGACUGCCAACCCGGAAACUUCCACUGCGGCACCAACCUGUGCAUCUUCGAGACGUGGCGCUGCGACGGCCAGGAGGACUGCCUGGACGGCAGCGACGAGCGGGACUGCCUGGCCGCCGUGCCCCGCAAGGUGAUCACGGCGGCGCUCAUCGGCAGCCUGGUCUGCAGCCUGCUGCUGGUCAUCGCUCUCGGCUGCGCGCUCAAGCUGCACUCGCUGAGGAACCGGGAGUACCGAGCCUUUGAGACUCAGAUGACUCGCAUGGAGGCAGAGUUUGUUCAGAGGGAAGCCCCCCCUUCCUACGGCCAGCUGAUAGCCCAGGGUCUCAUCCCCCCGGUGGAGGAUUUCCCAGCCUACAACCCCACCCAGGCGUCGAUGCUCCAGAACCUGCGGCUGGCGAUGCGCAGGCAGAUCAGGCGUCACUCCACCCGCCGCUCCACCUCUUCCUCCUCCCGCCGGCGCCUCGGCCAACUGUGGAGCCGGCUGUUCCGCCCCGCGGGUCGAGCCAGGGGCCACGCCGCCCUGCUGGACCGUGCUGAACCCGCGCAGGUCACGCUGGGGCUCCAGAGCUACCACGCCGUGAGGGAGGAGGGCUCCCUGGGGCCAGGAGCUGCAGUGCAAGACGUGGCUGAAGAUGGAGGCUCGUGCUCGGCUGCAGUCGACCUCCAGGCUAGCGCGCCCGAGAGCCCCGCGUCACCGCUGUCCCCGCACUCUGUGAACAGUUCCGACUCGGAGGCCCCAUCGCCCGUCGGCGGCGUUCCCCAGUCAGACCCGGCCGGCCCUCAGGGGGCUGCUGCUCCUCCCUGCCCCCGCCGGCCAUCAAAGAAACUGGUUCUGGAACUCGCAGUCAACCUAAAGGGCGUUUCCUUAAAACGCUACUCGCCCGUGGGGCCGUUUUCCCCCAUGUCGCCUCCCGCGCUGGAGAGCAGCUCCUUGACGCAGUCGGAGCGACGUCAUCCUCAGGGUUCAGCGGUGACAUCACCCUCUGAGAGCGUGCCUCCGUCAGUGGAAGGAGAGGAACUUGACGGCCAUUUUUCUGUGGACGUGCCAAGUGAGGAAAAGAGCGAUGUGGACGGAGAGCGAGCAAGCUGACUCAGCAGCUUCCACACAGCGAGGAAGAUGAAGACUCAGGGAGGGAAGUGCCAUGAAACAUAAAAAGCUUUCAGUGGGGGAAAACUGGAAAAUGUUCCAAUCAAGUGUCCUUCUAAUGUGUCUGAGACCUGAGUGACGGUCCAUAUUCUGACUGCUUACUACUCUGUCCUGAUGUGAAUAAAACCAGCAAUGUGUGUUGUUAAUUUCCUUGUGGAGCUCACUGAGGGUUGGAGCGACUCUGAUCAACCUGCUUAGGCCAACAGAUAAAGAAAACAAUUCUCCUGAGCAAGCCAAAACAGCUUCGCAUUGCUGCCCAGAGCCAUUACACACCGCUACCGACUGUGAGCCGUUGAGGCCUAUCGACGAACCUCUUCCCCGCCCUCUCCUACAAGAUGAUAUUUUACCAUAAUUCUUAACAUUUGGUCCCAGUCUGCCACGUUCAAGAUGGACGGUGGAGAUAUUUAUUGCUUCUGUUCAUUUAUUGAAGAGGCGAACCGUUAUUUUAAUCGAUCACUGGUUGGUUUCAUUCUCACAUCCAGGUUAGUCCUGCCACUGGUUUCUCAUUUCUCACGACGUUGAUUUAUGUUUGAUAUUUAUUUAUUGCUGCUUUGUGACGCACCAUCUUCAGCAAAAAUGUGGAAGAAACAGCCUCAGAAUUUAGUUGUAGCUAAGAAGAGAAUAUUGCAUAACAAGCCGGUUAAUAAGUCAGGAUAUGUGUUUGGUUAGCUAGCCUCCGGUUACGACUGUACGGUAGUUUUAUGAGUGAUGGAUGGAACUCCCUUUAGUUUCAAAGGCAGGAUUUUUUGUGAACACUUCAUAAUUGGGGAAAAAAAAUAUUUCAGCCAAAUUUGUCUGUCUUGUAAGCAUGAGGAAAGUUCAAAGGCUUUUCAAGCCAGCUCAGUGGCAUUGUGCAAGCAACAGGUGGGGGAAGGGCAGCGUUGUACUCUAUGCUUGACGCAACCAGAGAAAAUUCUGGUCGCUCCAGUGCUUUCUUGAAUGGAGAAAGUCCUGAUGGUAUGAUGGAAGAUUUUGAAACAGAAACUUUUUAAAAACCUUGGUUUGCCUCGAUACCAGCACUAAUACCAGGACUAAUCCGAAUUAUGUGACACAUAAGAAGUAUGUUAAAAUUUUACUGUGUGACAAAUAAAUGAGUUGGUUUUUAUAUUUAAAAAAAAAUACUCGGGUCUCCUUGAACUGAGUUAGCCAACAUGAACGCUUCACAUCACAUUUAUGGUUUAAUGGCUGUUAGCUGGCAGUUAGCUAGCUUAGCAUACAGACCUGAAACAGAAAAGUGGUUUGCUCUUUUUUUUUUCUUUUUUUUUUGUUGUUGUCUGUGUGUUGAAUUGGAUACUUGCGGUUGUAAUAUCUGUCAAAACUUAUCAUUUUUUUUUAAACGUGUGCAGUGUACAUUAGCAAGUUAGCUUAGUGCAAAAUUAGAAAAUUGGAGGAAGGGAUACAUUUUGCUGCUUUUCUGUUUUCAUUCUUUGUUAGGUUAGACUAACAACUUGCUUCAGGUUUUAUAUUUAAGAUUAAAUGAGGUUCCUCAAGAUGUUUUUACCUCAUUCCACCUGGCUUAAGCAGGGAAGCAGUUAGCUUAGCACAUUUAGCAAUUGGUAAAAAACAACAAAAGUCUAAGCAGCUGUUUCCUCUUGGUUUUGAACUUUGCAUUAAGCUAAUCUUGCUAGAAGGCUUAUAUGUUAUAUAUGUAACACUAAUAAUAUAUUUUUUAAUGAAA
Poeciliopsis prolifica (blackstripe livebearer) is the source of this 4372-nucleotide messenger RNA. RefSeq names its product low density lipoprotein receptor-related protein 3 (gene lrp3). The transcript has 7 exons. Lineage: Eukaryota; Metazoa; Chordata; Actinopteri; Cyprinodontiformes; Poeciliidae. Gene Ontology annotation, molecular function: protein binding. Gene Ontology annotation, cellular component: plasma membrane. Bases 226 to 2637 code for a protein of 803 amino acids. The record is from RefSeq and is a predicted model, not a curated record.